GUAAACAAAACUUCUCGCCGGCCAGAUCCUGCAAAAGGACCUUAAAUCCUAUGCUCCACAUUCCAGGCGUGGAACUUUAGUAUAUAGUCCAUGGGAGCCCCUCCCAGCAUCAGCCCUCCUCCAAAGACUCCUGGACAAAAUGUUGUGAAAAGUAUGCUUCAUCUUUGAAGAUUAAAGAAUGAAUUCCUGGGAUGGUGUUACAGUCUUACCUUUGAAGGGAUGUAGAAUGUAUUCCAUGAAAGUGCAUUGAAGCAAGAUUUACGUGGCAUGAAAGGAUGACAGACUCCACACCAGCCCCGAGAAGUGCACUACGUUUCCUAUCAACUUUGCCUUCUCAAAAGGUUCCCGAAAAGUCAGACCUUGUUCUUCGCUGCAUAAUCUCUGGUCAACCCAAGCCAGAGGUAACUUGGUAUAAAAAUGGCUGUGCUAUUAGUGAGUCAAACAUCGUUUCCAAGUAUGAAAUCUUGGAGAACCAGUAUAUUCACAUGCUACAUUUAUAUAGCUGCACCAAGAAUGAUGCUGCGGUUUAUCAGAUCUCUGCUCAAAACUGUUUUGGAAUGAUUUGCUGUUCAGCUUUUAUUGAAGUUGAGUGUUUGUCAGAGAACCCACAACUCAACCCUAACUUGAAAGAAGAUGCUGCUAGAGGUUGGAAGAAUAAGACUGAGAUGUGUGAGAUGGACAACUCACAUCAAAUUGAUGAGAAAGAACAAUUUUUCCAGGAGGAAAGAAAUAUCAUUGAGGACACUUCUACUCUGUCUGGUUCUUCUUCCUCCAAAUUUAGAGGCUCCUGCUUAUCACAAUUACAAUCCAACAACCACCAUGAGUUACCUAGUCCUGAAAAAGACACAGGUGUCAAAAGCACCAUUCAAACUCAAGAGGAUUAUUCUAAUCACAAUUUCACAGAGGAAAAUGUAUUUGAUUUGCUUUCCCUUAAAGGCAGGGAUGAGGUAGACAGACUGGAAAAAUGUGGCAGUGGGCUAGUACAUUCCAAACCAUCAACGUUAAUUGAUGACUGUAUGGUCAGUUAUGAUUGUAAUGAUGAAGUCUUACCAUCUAAUCAUCGAGACCCCAAAAUACAAAAAUAUAUUAGCUUUAGCAUGGCACUGCCAGAGGAAACCACGUCCAUUUACUGUGGGAACAGCUUCACAACCCAGCAGCAUGUCUCCCCAGAGAUUUCCAGUGAAGACUCUGACACAGAUUUUGAACUCUGUCCAGAGAUAAAGCUAACCUGCACUGAGGAGUUUUCAGAUGAUGACCUUGAGUAUUUGGAAUGUUCCGAUGUUAUGACAGAUUACUCUAAUGCAAUCUGGCAAGAGGAGCUCAGAGGGAAUGACCCUAUCUUUUUAUUAGAAAGAGAUGACGAAGAGACAAAAUUCAGGGAGGGCUGUCUGGGUGGGUGUGAGCAUUUCCAUAGUGAAAUGGCUUGUCAGUGUCAGGUGUCAGAUAACAUUGUGCCUAUGGAUACCACCAUUGGCUUCUGUGGUCAUCACUCAAAACUCCAAGAAGUAGCUGGAAGGAGCAGUCUACCCACUUACAAUCAGUCUAUCUUGCAACCAGGAAUGACUCUUACUUUGAGGCACCCCCAAGAUGAAACAUCCCCAGUGAAAGACCAAGAGCGAUAUAAGCUCCCUGUCACUUCUACAGCCAAUGACAGUGAUCCACCAGGAAUGAAAGGAGAAAAUGCAGAUAGUCACCAAGCAGAAGCGUAUUUUGCCAUUGACAAUCUGAUGAACAUGGAUAAAACACCUGGAGAGAUGAUGCCCCAGACUCGUGAGUUAGAAAAGCCAGUGACAAACCAGCCUGUGGAGAACCCAGCAGAGAAAAGCACAGGGGGAGACCUGCUACGGAAGAAGGGCUCACAGAAAUUAGUUAGGGCGAGGAGACCAGGGGCUAAAGGGAAACCCAGGAAGCUGAACACCAACCUGCAAGGAAAUGCAACAGAUGGCUCGCUUAGCCUCCCAGGUCCUGGAGAAGUCAGCAAUCUUGAACUUAGCCAAGGUAAUAGAAGAGAGAGUUUUCACGAAGAGGCAGAAGCUAUUCAUCUUAAUUCCCAAUUCCAUGGAGGAGAAUAUGCCAUUUUAACCCAAGAACAGCAAGAAACAGAAACCCUUCCAACGCCAACAGAGUCACUUUCCACAGAAGGAGAGGCAGAAUUGAAAAGGAAAGGGAAGUGCAAUGAAGGCCUAUUGGAGACAGAUCAGAUGGCAAAGCAACAUGCCCAUCCUCAGGUACAAAGAAAGGAAAGUAGUAAAGAGGGUACUACCAAAAGCCACCUGCAAGCCUUUUCAGAAUCCAUGAUAGACUCUGAAUCCCUGGGGAAAGUUUAUGCCUCAAGUGGGACCAUAACAAGCUACCAGAGCUCUCAGCAAAGUACCAGUGAAGAAGAUGGAUUCUUAGCCCAACACACACAGCUGGAAAGCUGCUCUCCAGGCCCACCACACCAUGAGAAAGAAGACCAAGAAAGUAAUCUCUGCCAACUUGCAAGUCCCAGGAAAGACAGGCCUUAUGAGCAAACCAGCUCUGAGACCAGCCAUGAAAAUGCAUUAGACUGUGACCUUUUAGCCCAUUACCAACAUGUGAGUGAUGCUGAUCUUGGUGAGCAAGAGAGUCUUUAUGUUGCUUUGGCAGAAGCUUCAUAUGCUGUUCUGACUGCAGAACAACCAUUCAGUGCACCAAGGGAUGGAGAAGAACCAUUAGAUAUGGCACCCCAUGAAACAGCUGACACAGAUACAGGUUGUAGUCCCAAAUAUUUUCCAUCUUCAAUGCCAUGUAAUGACUAUUUGCCUCAAGAAAAUUGCUCUAUGGGCUCACAGCUGGCAGAUAGACAACAUCAAACAUCUGAUUUAUGUUUGAUCAGUGACAUGACACAGGAACAAUUUUCUCAAGCACAGGAUACUGAGCCCCCUUGUAUAAUGUGUGAAAACAGAGAGGUUGGAGAUGCAAACACAGCACCAUAUUCCUUGAGUAUUUCCAUGGGCAACAGCUUAGAAGGGGCCUGUGAAAGGGAUACAAAUGAGAAUAAUAUAGGAGACAAGAACUCUGUCAAAGAACUGACUACAAUUCUAGAAGUUGACCAAGAAAAGCUUUGUCCUAGUAACCUAGCCAGUGCUUGGGAGGUCCAGAUUUCUACAGAGAACGACUGCCUCUCUCAGCUCCAAGAAGCAGGUGAUGAGACACUCCUUCUUAGGAUCGAGGAUGAAGCAGGAACAUCUCCUCUUUGUAGCACAAUUGUGGAGCAUCCUGAGCAGACGUCAAAUGAGAUGCUGACUAAAAAUAUCAGGGGUUAUCAGGGUCCUAGUGAUGGGGAAGAAACAUCUGCUCUUGGAACUGUUGAUAAAGGCCAUCAGGCCAAAUACCUUGCUCUUUCAAUUGCUCAAAACAAUCACUUGGACCGAGCCGAAGAACAUUUGCCCCGGGUGCCAGCUGGAAGCACUGCUCAAUCUCCUUCUGAUGAACAGUCUGCCCUUGCUGGAAAUGGCUGGACCGCUAAUGCUGCUGAGCAGCUGACCCUUGAAGAUCCCCUUGGGACAGUAGCUCAUCUACCCCAUCCACAGCUGCUACAAAAAGAGGAUUUCUUGAGUGAUUCUCUGGGUGCCAUUGCUGAUGGAUUGACAAUCAAAAGUGAGGCCCCUGAGAGUGCAGUGGAUAGAAAGUGGGCAGAGAAUUGUCAAAGGGAAGAGAGAGAGUCUGAGCAAAAUUUAUGCAAGGAGAUCCAGCCUCGCCAGGGUUCAUUCUCUGAAGAAGACAGCCUCCAGGAUGGCUUCUAUGCCAUUGCAGCUGCCUGGGGACAAAGUAGCCCGUUGCCAUUAAAAUAUUCAACAGGUAAUUUUGAGGAGGAAGGAGGGAAUUUGGGACUCCCCAGUGCCAGAGUAGCUGCGGUGAAUGAGGAAGGAGAAAGGCAAUCCUCUCCGAAGGUUCUUUCUUCUCUGGAAAAUCUACCGGAGGAGGCUAAAGAAAAUUCAGCUGAUGGUAGUCAGGGAGACUAUGAGUCAGGUGAAGGGCAAAAAGCUCUAGCUCUGACAGACCUUGUUUCAGAGCCUUCUCCACCAAUACAGAUAGUGGAUUUAGAAAGCAAAGUUAGUUCUAUGAUUUGGGACAAUGCCUGUGUCAUUUCUGAGAAACCCGAGGCAGAAAAUUCAAUACAAAAACUGGACAACUCUGAAAUAGACAGAUCAACUAGGAGCAACCAGUCUGAUUCAGCAAUUAUUUGUUGUGGAAGAGAAAUUCAAGAGAAAAAAGAAGUAGGAAAUGAUGUAGGCUUUUGUAUCCCUUCUCUCCAACAUUUGAAAGACUCCAACAUUCUAGAAUCAUCAGUAGAUCCUAUAAAUGAAAAAGAAACAUGUGUUGGAGUUUCACAAUUUAAAGGAGCCUUGGAUGUUGUCUCUGAAGUCUCUGAGAAGAAAAACAUUGGCCAUGUUAGUAAAAUAAAAGAGAAAAAGGAGUCUACGGAGGUUCAACCCAUCUUGCUUACACAAUUUUUGACUCACCCAGAAAUUAGAGAAUCUUCUGUAGAUUCCACAGAUGGAACAGGAGUUAUUGAGUGUGUCGGGACAGGGAAAUUAGUGACUUCUGAGUCCACACUAGGGGUGAUCUCAGAGGGAAGGAAUUUGAACAGGGAGAGCUCUAGUCAGAAGUUGCAAGUCAAAACUUCCCUUUCACAAGUUCCAUGUCAUAAGGAAGUUGAGCACCUUGGGGAAAGAAUUCCAUAUGUAGGCCAUGAGAGACAAAGCCAAGAAGGCAUGGAGAGCAACUUGGGUGAGCCAGUCCACAAGGUCCAAGACAGUGCUACUGAAUGUAUUGCACCCUCCUCGGUUCUUUCCAAUAGUCUUGUUGGACUAGCCACUGAAACUUCCAAUGAAAGAGACACCAACAGUGUCAUAAGCCAAACACAAGAUAUGCCUGUCAAUGGCUUAGUUGAAAUGAAACAACAUGAACAGAUUUGUUCUGACUCAAAGGCAUGCGAAAACACUGAGAAUGAUUGUACCAAAUAUUUGUCACCUACCUUGCCUCCUUCAAGUGUGCCUUUUGGAUUUACCCUGGCUUCAUUUCCAGAGGGAGAGGCCACACAUUUUGCAAUGGAUGGUAAAAUAGAAGAACUCACAACUGGAGAACCCAAGGCCACAAAUUCACUGGGAUCCCCUGUAGAAACUUUGGCAUUCCUUCCAGCAGAAAGUGUCUCUAAAACUAGUCCUAUAUGUAAAGACCAACAGCCACCAAAUCGUUGCCAGAAAGGCUCUUUACAAGGAACUGUACAAAAGGCAAGAGAGGAAAAGAAACAUCAUUAUAUGAUGCCCCCCAAAUCUAAAGUGCCAGAGACUCUGGCUGAGGAAGGAAAUAAGAAACAAGAAGUGUCUGGGACUGGGCAUUUAGCUGAGGGUGUGAAGAAGAAAAUUCUGUCCAAAGUGGCUGCUCUAAAAAUGCGCUUGGAAGAGAAAGAAAGGGCCAGAAAGAACUCUAUUUUUAGUAAAAAGAUUCCCAAACCUGAAACACUCACUCAAAAUGAAGAGAAAAAGGACCUCAAAAGACAAUCUUGUAAAAAAGAAUGCAAAGCCCCAGUACUACUGAAGAAUAUCCAAGCUGAGAUAUUUCCUGAUCAUUCUGGAAAUAUAAAAUUAAGCUGUCAAUUUGCAGAAAUCCAUGAAGACUCAACCAUCUCAUGGACAAAAGAUUCAAAGUUAAUUGCAAAGGUUCAAAGAAGUGCAGGAGAUAAUUCAACUGUGUCCUUGGCCAUCGUUCAAGCAAGUAAAAAAGAUCAGGGCUUAUAUUAUUGCUGCCUCAGGAAUGGUUAUGGGAAGGUGACAGCUGAAUUUAACCUAACUUCUGAAGUUCUGGGGCAGCUUUCAAGUCAUCAGGAUAUUAAAGGAUUUGAAGAGAUCGAAUUCAGCCAGCUUAUCUUCAGAGAAGACUUCAUCAGUGACAGCUAUUUUGGGGACAACCUGCAUGGUCAGAUUGCAACAGAAGAAUUCCACUUUGGAGAAGGGGUCCACCGCAAAGCCUUCCGAAGUAAAGUGAUGCAGGGCCUCACUCCCGUGUUCAGCCCUGGCCAUGCCUGUGUACUGAAAGUGCACAAUGCAAUUGCCUAUGGGACCAAAAACAAUGAUGAGCUUGUUCAGAAGAACUACAAACUUGCUGCACAGGAAUGUUAUGUCCAAAAUACUGCCAGACAGUAUGCCAAGAUCUACGCUGCUGAAGCCCAGCCUUUGGAAGGUUUUGGAGAAGUACCAGAGAUCAUUCCAAUCUUUCUUAUUCAUCGGCCUAAGAAUAACAUCCCAUAUGCCACCGUGGAGGAGGAGCUCAUCGGGGAGUUUGUGAAGUAUUCCAUCAGGGAUGGGAAGGAAAUCAACUUUCUGAGAAGAGAAUCUGAAGCUGGUCAGAAGUGCUGUACCUUUCAGCACUGGGUGUAUCAGAAAACAAGUGGCAGUUUACUCGUCACUGAUAUGCAAGGUGUAGGAAUGAAGUUAACUGACGUUGGCAUAGCAACAUUGGCGAAAGGGUACAAAGGUUUUAAAGGCAACUGUUCCAUGACCUUCAUUGAUCAGUUUAAAGCCCUGCACCAAUGUAAUAAAUAUUGUGAAAUGCUGGGGUUAAAAUCCCUUCAAACCAAUAACCAGAAACAGAGGAAACCAAUCAUGGGGAGAGGCAAAGUUCAACCACCCAGCACCCCUGCCAAGAAGGCUGGGGCCAAUGCCACAAUAGAGAAGAAAACAGACUCCACAGUGAAGUCACCUGCCAGCAGAGAGUGAGAGAGAAGAGCAGAGACCUCAUGGGAGAGGGACUUUACAGUCAAUUAUAAGACUGUAGCUAUUCCCAGUUUGAGUGCCUUAAGAAGCUUUGGAAGACUAUGACCUGCUGUCCUCAUUGAAAUGUUAGCAGGGAAGGACCUGUGAUAAACUUACUGGGAAAACAAACCAAACUCUCCAUCAGAGCUAUACUUAAGUCCUCUCUUUGUAUGAACUUUUCAACAUUUUUACCAGUGUCACAUCUUUGUAUAUUUGUGGGUUUUGCACAUUGUUGUGUUUUCAAGGACUUAAUAUAAGGAUGGAACUGUCCCUUGUCCUAUGACCUUUCUUACUUCCCACUCAGAACUAGACCAGUGAUGCUUUGGCAUUCAGCUGCUAUCUAAACUUAAAAUAUGAAUGAAUGACUCUUGAAGUUUUGCACUAGUGUUGAUUCUUGGCCUUGUUGUUAAAAUUUUUCAGUAAUGAUGACCUUUUUCAUAAUUAUUUGCACAGUUGUUACCCUUAUGGAACUUUGACAUCAGGUGUACUUUUCUGUUUAAU
This is a messenger RNA of Gracilinanus agilis (Agile Gracile Mouse Opossum), 7280 nucleotides long. RefSeq names its product alpha kinase 2 (gene ALPK2). Lineage: Eukaryota; Metazoa; Chordata; Mammalia; Didelphimorphia; Didelphidae. The transcript has 14 exons. Gene Ontology annotation, biological process: protein phosphorylation. Bases 276 to 6743 code for a protein of 2155 amino acids. Gene Ontology annotation, molecular function: protein serine/threonine kinase activity; ATP binding. The record is from RefSeq and is a predicted model, not a curated record.